Messenger RNA from Lathyrus oleraceus (garden pea), 1402 nucleotides. Its product is annotated as dof zinc finger protein DOF1.4. Bases 303 to 1094 code for a protein of 263 amino acids. The transcript has 2 exons. Gene Ontology annotation, molecular function: DNA binding; DNA-binding transcription factor activity. The record is from RefSeq and is a predicted model, not a curated record. Gene Ontology annotation, biological process: regulation of DNA-templated transcription. Lineage: Eukaryota; Viridiplantae; Streptophyta; Magnoliopsida; Fabales; Fabaceae.
AUAAUAAUAAUAUAAUACUUGUGCUAGAAGUAAGAGUACUCCUAGGUUCUUAUAGUCUUCAUUAAAUUUCAUAGGAUUGCGCCGUCUGCUACAUAUACAUUAACAGUAUCAAAACCCUUCACCACACACUACCUCAACUCUUUUUUUUCUCUCAUCUUCUUGUUCAUAACAUCAUAAAUACACAUCAGAAUCAUAUAGAUCAUAAAAACACUAAACUUUUGCUGUUUUUUUCACCUUCUUUUCAUGGUUUGAUCUUUCAUCUUAUUGUUUAUCUAUUUUUUGAAGACCUGAAAAUUUAAGAUAUGGGUUUGAGUUCCAAACAAGUGAUUUCCAGCAGUGGACUUGAUUGGAAACAAACCUUAUUAGAAUCUCAAGAUUUGGAACUUCCAAAGCCUCAUCAUCUAAUGAGAAAACAGCAACAAAAUCCUCAGCAGCAACAAUCAGCAGAACAUUUGAAGUGUCCAAGAUGUGACUCAACAAACACCAAGUUUUGUUACUAUAACAAUUACAACAAGUCUCAGCCUCGCCAUUUUUGUAGAGCUUGUAAAAGACACUGGACUAAAGGUGGAACUCUACGCAAUGUUCCUGUUGGUGGUGGCAGAAAGAAUAAGAGAAUCAAAAAACCAACCACACCAGUUACUUCUUCCACCACUACUGCCACCACCUCAAUUCAAACGCCUCUUCAAAAUAUGAUGAUGAUGAACACCAGAGACUUAUUAGUAGAAAGCAAAGAUUUUGGCAUGUUUAGUACUACUUGUUCAACUUUACCUAUUCCUCCUCAUCAAAAUCAAAGCUUGCUCUUUCCCUUUUCAACCUCCUCAAGCUCUUUUGACACAACCACUUGUUCAUCUUCCAAUGUUUAUUACUAUGGACAAGAGUUUAAAACAAUGGAGGAACAGGAACAGGAACAGGAAGCUAUAAUUCCUAACACAAAGCCAUGGGAGAUACCGAUGGCGAUACCGACAUCAUUACCAUUACCAGCAACAAGUGGUGGCAUGGAAGCUUCAAAGUAUUGGAAUUGGGAAGACAUUGAUUCAUUGGUAUCAGCUGAUUUAAAGGAUCCUUAUUGGGAUGAUUCUGAUAUCAAACCAUGAAACCAAAAGAACAAGAAGAAAAAGUAACAUCAACAUGUGAUAGUGUCUUGUUAGUUGUUACUGUCCAUAGAUUAAUUAGUCUAUUUAAUUUAAUUGGGGUGUAAUUUUGUGUUUUUUCAUACAGAUAAUUAAGCAAGUGUUGUUGUUAAUUUCCCAAAUGGGACAUGUUAAUUAUCUUGUGCUGUUUUUUUCUGCAUAUGUAAUUCUUACUAAAAAAACAGUAUUUGGAUUGAAGCUGUCAUGUUUUAGUUUCAGCUUCAGGUUCAAGAAAAGGGUCCCAAAUAGCUGUAAUCCACUCACUUUGCAUC